UAAAUGCUCCAGUUACAACAAGGACAUUUUCAUUUGUUCUUGAAAAGCUGGCUUUCAUCACACUUUGUUAUUUGGUUGUUUCGGGGGCCUGGAGGCCCUCAGUGGCUCCUCUGCACUUUAAGCAGCUUAUCUAUGCUUAUGUCUUUGGCUGGCUCUGUGCCCACAUCACACACUUAAACAAAACCAUUACAAUGUCCCAUGUGACUGGUCCUGUUUCUGUUGGAGUUGUCAAAUUUCUGCCCUCCUGGCUGUUCUCAGGACAGCCACCCUGACGGAAACUGAGAGUAUGAGCAGCUUCUAGUCUCUUAAUUGUGUUCACUGAGCUGCAAGACUCUCCACUCAGCAAACAACAGUUGGUCACUAUCAGCAGAUGGUCUCUCUGCCACAGUGGGUGUUCAUAAUUAUUUCUCAUGGGAGGGUAUGGUUGCCUCAGCUGUACCUGUGCAGGGACUGUUUUUAAUAUAAAGGAGAUGGAAUGGAUUGAAUUUGACAGAGAAGGUUGAUUUAAAUGUUUUGCAUGUGCUGACAGGAUGAAUGUAAAGUGUUUACUGCUUGAACUUUUUUUUUCUUCUCCAGAGAAGAAAAGUAGGAAUGUUUCAAAUGACUGUUACAGAUUUGGCUUUGUUUAAAGUCAGAGGCGAGAAGAGUUUGAUUUUGUCUAAGGAAAGCAUCAUGUUGUGUGUAAUGGAAACAUAAAGCAAGCACAAAUAAACACACCUACACUUGCAGCAAGGCUUUGAAAUGUCAUGAUACGUAAAGGACACGUGGGACUGUGUCAUCAGCAUGGUAAUAUGCACUCCAGUUAAAUACCAUAAACAGGUUUGGGCACCACACAAACUGCGAGUUGUCUUGUUGGUGCUUACUGACACUGAAGUGACCUGCAACACAGUGAAUAUGGCAUCACUGUCACUCAGCUCUGGCCUUAACAAGAGUGUGCGUCAGCAGUACCUGAACCUGCCGCAGGGAGGGAAGUGCCAGGUUACCUACAUCUGGAUCGACGGAACCGGAGAGGAUCUUCGCGGCAAGACCCGAACCCUGGACAGUGAACCAGAAAGCAUAGAAGAUAUCCCUGAAUGGAACUUUGAUGGCUCGAGCACGUACCAGGCCGACGGCGCCAACAGUGACAUGUACCUCAUCCCGGUCCGCAUGUUCAGGGAUCCAUUCACCCUCGACCCCAACAAACUGGUCCUCUGUGAGGUCCUCAAACAUGACCGUUCAACUGCAGAGUCUAACCAUCGAGCUAGCUGCAACAAAGUGAUGGAGAAGGUUAAAGAGCACUGCAUUUGGUUUGGUAUGGAGCAGGAGUACACACUCUAUGGAACAGAUGGACAUCCUUUUAGCUGGCCUGCACGUGGAUUCCCAGGACCCCAGGGCCCUUACUACUGUGGGGUGGGGGCGAACAAUGCUUAUGGACGGGACAUUGUGUUGUGUCACUACAAGGCCUGCCUCUAUGCAGGGGUCAAAAUCUGUGGCACCAAUGCUGAAGUUAUGCCAUCUCAGUGGGAAUUCCAGGUGGGACCCUGUGAGGGCAUUGAGAUGGGCGAUCACCUGUGGGUUGCACGCUAUCUGCUUCACCGUGUGUGUGAAGAUUUUGGCAUUGUUGCAAGUCUGGAUCCCAAACCAAUGACAGGCAACUGGAACGGUGCUGGUUGCCACACGAAUGUCAGCACCAAGCAGAUGAGGGAAGAAGGAGGGAUGCAGUAUAUUGAGCAGGCCAUCGAGAGACUGGGCAGAAGACACAGCGAGCACAUCCGCGUGUAUGACCCUCGUGGAGGCCAGGACAACAUGAGACGCCUCACGGGUCUCCACGAAACCUCCAGCAUCAACGACUUCUCCUCCGCAGUGGCGAACCGCGGCGCCAGCAUCCGCAUCCCUCGCCAGGUGGGCCAGGAUCAGAGAGGGUACUUCGAGGACCGGCGCCCUGCGGCAAACUGCGACCCGUACGCCGUGACGAAGGCCAUCGCGCGCACCUGCCUGCUGGAUUCAGAGGAGGAAGAGGAGUAGGUGCAGAAAGGUGCAGCCUGCACCUGUCUAUGUACAAUACUUAAUAAUAUUCUGAUAUGUGAGUUCAGCUGAGUUAGACUCAAAACACCUCCAUGCAAGAUGAGAGAAUUAAUGAAUGGUUACUGUGGUUUCUAUAUUUAUUGAUCUAAGUUAUUGUAGACACCCACGUGCACAGACAGCUACUUCUCCGUCACUGUGACCGUAACUGUCCUUAGAAAAGAGAAAUGGAAUAUUUUGCACAGCAGCUUGGUCAGAACAGUUCUGAACCUACAUGCAUCAAAAUAUGAAUAAUUAUUUCUCAAAACUUACAUUAGUUGUGUUCGUUUGAAAUAAAGACUUGGUGCUAUA
Molecule: messenger RNA, 2352 nt
Organism: Lates calcarifer (barramundi perch)
Lineage: Eukaryota; Metazoa; Chordata; Actinopteri; Centropomidae
Product: glutamine synthetase
Exons: 7
Coding region: 784-2004 (406 amino acids)
Cellular component (GO): cytoplasm
Molecular function (GO): glutamine synthetase activity
Source: RefSeq, a predicted model, not a curated record